This is a messenger RNA of Solanum verrucosum, 948 nucleotides long. RefSeq names its product B3 domain-containing protein Os11g0197600-like. The record is from RefSeq and is a predicted model, not a curated record. Gene Ontology annotation, molecular function: DNA binding. The coding region runs from base 35 to 871 and encodes 278 amino acids. The transcript is spliced from 4 exons. NCBI's taxonomy places the organism in Eukaryota, Viridiplantae, Streptophyta, Magnoliopsida, Solanales, Solanaceae.
CCAAAUCAGUAGAAUUGUACAAACUGCAAUUGAUAUGAUGGAAAACUCCUUAUUGAAGAUAGACAAAAGAGCAAUUUUCUACAAGAUUUUUUGUCCCUCAAUCACUAAUGAACUGAGAAUCCCAGCCCAUUUUCUUAGGCAUAUAUCAGAAGAAUCACCUGAUAAAGCCACCCUUAAGUGUCUUUCUGGAGGCACUUGGAAUGUGAAACUACAGUGUGAUGAAGAUGGUUUGCUUAUACACAAGGGUUGGAAGAAAUUUCAGAAAAAUAAUCAACUAGAAAAUGGGGAAUAUCUCGUGUUUAGGUACGAUGGCGCUCUGCAAUUCACAAUAAGAAUUUUCAGCAAGAAUGGACUGGAGAGACAAAUGAAGUCAACAAACAUGGUUAAAAAUAAACAAGCUUCAAUAGAUGGAGGCAGCAAGCGUAAAAGGCCAGAAAAAUUCCCUAAACAGACUUGUGCUAACGGUGAAAAUGACACAGAACAUGAAACUCCAAGAAAAAGAGCUGCACUUGAGAAAGAAGAGGACCUUCUCACUCCAAAUAUUCCUCAAUUUGUGAAAUGUUUGAAAGGCUACAAUGUGAAAAAGUCUUGUUUCUUGUAUGUUCCAAGAUACUUCUGUGAACAACUUUCGACAUCAGAAAAUAAGACAACAGCAGUCCUCCGUAAUUCAGAAGGAAAAGGGUGGAAAGUGAAUUGUAUAACACAAAAAGGAUAUCAUGCUUUCUGUGGAGGAUGGAAACAGUUUGUGAGUGAUAACAAGCUUAAGGAAGGACAGGUCUGUGCUUUUCAGCUUGUCAAUGCAAAUGAAGUAAAGGUUUCUGUUUUCAACGAUCCUUCGGAAUCUCUGUUGAAACUUGCUGCACAAAGAUGAUAAAUCUUAGUUUUGAACUGCUACAAUUUGAUGUCAUUAUGUUGGAAUCUGAACUCUGUAGCUGCUUAACAUGAACA